CUUUCUUUCUUCUCAACUUCUCUUUCUUUCCUCUUUCUUCUAGUGCUUCCGCUUUUGCUCAUCUUCUUCUCGAUCUCAUCCCUUCUAUCUUCUUGGAUAUACUUACCACUUUUUCUUCUCAUCAAUCCCACACGACCUGUUCUACCUCUGACGAUUUUCGAACGUGCCACACUUAAACCGACAGCAAGCCACCCCGCGAUCAUUGGUUUGGUUCGGUCUCAAUUGAACUAGCUAUCCUGGUGUUCAUUCCUAUCGUGAUUUUCACCCGGAUUCUCCGGCUUAUUCCUCAGCUCUAUCCUUAAUCGUUAUCUCCCCCCGCCUAGACGAUGAGCUCGUCCCAGCCCAACCACCGACGGGUCACCUCCCUUGACCCGUUCUCGAAUCCGGACGUUUACUAUGGCGAUCCGGAUGCCUUGGCCCACAUCAAAGACCGCAGGCGUGCUUAUUCCACGACCAUGAAACCAUUCAACCGGGAGGAUCUUCAGGACUUUAUUGGCGGGGUCCCGUCGAGGAGAGGCAGUCAUGACGAGCAGCCCGCCGAACCCCGUAAAUUCCUAAUCGAUGUCGAUGAAACCCUUCACAGUCUGUUGCAGCGGGAGGAUACCGACAAUAACAUGCAAAUUACAAUCGAGGAUGUGGGGCCGAAGGUCUUUUCCCUAGGGACCGUCAAGUCAUCCGGAUACAAUCGAUUCGACGUGCGGGGAACGUACAUGCUCUCAAAUCUGCUGCAAGAGUUGACCAUCGCCAAGGACUACGGGAGGAAGACCGUGGUGUUGGACGAGGCGCGGUUGAGUGAGAACCCGGUCUCUCGUCUCUCGCGUCUGAUCAAGAACUCGUUCUGGAACGCCCUAACCCGGCGUAUCGAUGGUUCCAACAUCGAGGUGGCUGGCCGCGACCCCAAGGAUUGGACGGACGACCCUCGUCCGCGGAUCUACAUCCCACCGGGAGCUCCUGAACAGUUCGAAUACUACAAAGGGAUCGCCGAGGCGCACCCAGACCUGCGCUUAGAUGUCCAGCUGCUGGAAGAUAUCACUCCUGAAUAUGUCAAGGAUCUCAAUGACAAGCCGGGUCUGCUCGCACUGGCCAUGGAGAAGAAGGUCAAUGAGUCCACCAAUAAGACCGAGUAUUCCGGCGUCCCGUUUGUUGUCCCGGGCGGCCGGUUCAACGAGCUGUACGGGUGGGACAGUUACAUGGUGUCCCUCGGCCUGUUGGUCAGCGAUCGUGUGGACCUGGCCAAAGCCAUGGUGGUCAACUUCUGCUUCGAGAUCAAGCACUACGCGAAGAUCUUGAAUGCCAACCGGUCAUACUACCUUACCCGGUCCCAGCCGCCUUUCCUGACCGACAUGGCGUUGCGAGUGUAUGAGCGGAUUAAGGGGGAGCCCGACGCGCUAGAAUUCCUUCGAAACGCGACCCUGGCUGCGAUCAAGGAGUACUACAGUAUCUGGGCCGCCGAGCCGCGAUAUGAUCCGCAUGGCAUGGAAUUCAGGGAGUUCGUUGAGGCAUACAACCACCGCGAGGUCAUCGAGCCGGAACUCGACGAAUAUUUCCUGCACGACCGAGCGGUCCGGGAGUCCGGUCACGACACCAGCUACCGGCUGGAGCGGGUGUGUGCCAAUCUCGGCACGGUCGACUUGAACUCCCUAUUAUAUAAAUACGAAGUCGACAUCGCCCGAUGCAUCCGGACCUACUUCAAAGACCGACUCGAAAUCCCCCACGAGUUCCGCACCCCGCAGAGCAAAGACAUCGAGUACGAGUCCUCGUCCGUGUGGGACCGUCGGGCGCGGAGGCGCAAGAUGCGCAUGGACUCCUACAUGUGGGACGAAGAGAAGGGGAUGUACUUCGACUACGACACGGUCAAGCGGGAGCGCACCUCGUACGAGUCCGCCACGACCUUCUGGGCGAUGUGGGCCGGCCUCGCCACGCCGCAACAGGCCGCCGACCUCGUCAGAAAGGGCCUCCCCCGCUUCGAAGCCUACGGCGGGUUAGUCUCGGGGACGGAAGAGUCCCGGGGACCGGUCGGCAUUGACCGUCCCAACCGCCAGUGGGAUUACCCGUACGGGUGGGCCCCGCAGCAGAUGCUCGCGUGGACGGGCCUUCUCCGGUAUGGAUACCGCGAGGAAGCAGAGCGUCUCUCGUACAAGUGGCUAUACAUGAUCACGAAGGCGUUUGUCGACUUCAAUGGUGUGGUUGUGGAGAAGUAUGACGUCACGCGGCCCAUUGAUCCGCACAGGGUGGACGCAGAGUACGGAAACCAGGGUGUCGAUUUUAAGGGUGCACCGCGCGAGGGAUUCGGCUGGGUCAACGCCAGUUUUGUCUACGGGUUGGAUUUCCUGAACGCGCACCAGCGCCGCUCCCUCGGCACCACGACCCCGUACGAGACGUUCCUCAACGCCUUGACGAUCCAGGAUCAGAAAGACAAAUGAUCGUCUAGUCAGUUAGGUGAAAGGUUGCAAGCGAUUUUGAAUACUUAGCUAUGGAUUUUAUUUUAUUUUUUUCUUUUCUUGUUAUGAUUUCUGACCCUCGUAUGGUCUGAUCUGCGCACGUUUCCAUCUUUUCUUUUUUCUGGGUAGAAAAAUGAUGAAAAUUGGGGUUAGAGGGACGCGCUGAAUUUGAGAUUUUCAACUCAAUAUACAUCUGGUUCGGAUUUAGAGCGAGUAUAGCUUGUGAGGUUAAACCGGUAGCCGAGCACUUGGAAUAAUAUCAGUUGG
Aspergillus campestris IBT 28561 is the source of this 2708-nucleotide messenger RNA. Its product is annotated as alpha,alpha-trehalase. Gene Ontology annotation, cellular component: cytoplasm. The coding region runs from base 327 to 2423 and encodes 698 amino acids. Lineage: Eukaryota; Fungi; Ascomycota; Eurotiomycetes; Eurotiales; Aspergillaceae. Gene Ontology annotation, biological process: trehalose catabolic process. The record is from RefSeq and is a predicted model, not a curated record. Gene Ontology annotation, molecular function: alpha,alpha-trehalase activity; calcium ion binding. The transcript is spliced from 6 exons.